CUGCUGAUAGUACAGAGCUCUAGAAGUCACUUUGCACAUGCUCAGUUUAGUGUGGAUAUAGUGAAUGCAGGUCCGGGGAGACCAGAUAUAGUGAGUGCAGGGUCCGGGGGACCAGAUAUAGUGAAUUCAGGUCCGGGGAGACCAGAUAUAGUGAGUGCAGGGUGUGGGGAGACCAGAUAUAGUGAAUGCAGGGUCCGGGGAGACCAGAUAUAGUGAGUGCAGGGUCCGGGGAGACCAGAUAUAGUGAAUGCAGGGUCCGGGGAGACCAGAUAUAGUGAGUGCAGGGUCCGGGGAGACCAGAUAUAGUGAGUGCAGGGUCCGGGGAGACCAGAUAUAGUGAAUGCAGGGUCCUG
Staurois parvus is the source of this 353-nucleotide messenger RNA. The record is from the annotation of a GenBank genome assembly. Lineage: Eukaryota; Metazoa; Chordata; Amphibia; Anura; Ranidae.